AUGGGCUUUGCGGGAGGAAGAGUUAGUGUUAAGCGCCUCAACACUCGCAUGACUCAUUAUACACCUUUGGCCACUUUUCUGACACAGUGCAAUCACGACGUGAAAUUCAUCGGCUCUGGAAAGGACACAAAGGCGUCCAUGUACUAUAGAGUCAGUGUUAAGCGCCUCAACGCUCGCAUGACUCAUUAUACACCUUUGGCCACUUUUCUGACACAGUGCAAUCACGACGUGAAAUUCAUCGGCUCUGGAAAGGACACAAAGGCGUCCAUGUACUAUGUCACUGAGUACAUCACGAAGCCUCCUCUUACAGUUCACGCAGGGUUGGCUGCCCUCUCAUAUGCCAUACGGCACUAUGUCAGAAUUGGAAGGCGGACAGUGGAUGUGAAAGCAGCAAGAUGUCUAAGAAACAAUCAUGGUAUCAAGACCGUAGGAGACCUCCGGUGGGACACUGGGAACCAAAACUGCCAAAACGCACCUGCGUGCGCGGCAAUGAAGGACGCGCUGAUGAGUAGGGUAUCAAACAAAAUGAACCCGACACUACAGACACCACGAAAAGAUGGACUAGACAUGACACCAAGAACAAAAAAGAAAGAGAAAUCCAAGGACCUGAAAUCAGAAGGGAGAAGAGUAGACCCAAAUGUAACAGAAACGGGACACCCAAGGAAAGCGAUAAGGAUAUUUACAAAGGGCCAAAAAUAUAUCACAGGGAAGGAAGAGAGAUUAACAACUCGCCCGGCCAGGAGAAUGAAAGGAUCAAGACAUACUUGGACUGUGUCCAUAACAGUCAAAAAACAACUAUCACACGACGGAAGCACUAUACAAGUGGGAAUAGCGAGAGACGGAACGACAAAGUCAACAGAAGGAUACUACUUUAAAUAUGACGGAAACGUAGAAGGAGGAGAAAUCUUAGCCAUAAGGGAACAAAUAGAAGCCAAAGGAGAGAUCACGAUCAGAACCCAAAAUAAGAGGAUCAUAGAGGUUUUAACGGACAAACUAGAAGAGAUAGAAGACUCCGAUUGGGUAGACAUGGAAAAUGUAAGAGAAUGGAAAAGCCUAGUAAGCACAAUAAGAAGAAAGGGCAAUGCAGUACACUUCGAGUGGAUUACUAAGGACACAAGGACCCAUUUGGACGAGAUUGCUAAACGGGAAAUGGAAAGAGAAGACCUACCAGUGAGAGAACCAAACCAUAAGACAUACAAUAGGGAAAGAGAACAGAAAGAGAGAACAAGACGGGAAAAAGAAACAGAGGGAACGAGAAGAGAAAUGGGAUGGGACAAAUCAAGCGAAAGAACCAUAAGAACAAGCCUAUGGAAAGGUCCUUUCACGAACAAGCAUAGCGAUUUCAUCUGGAAAAUAAGGAACGAUCGAGUAAAAUGUGGUAAAUUCUUCCUGCACAUGCCCGGUUGGGAAGAUAAGGCGUACUGCACCUGUGGAGAUAUCGAGUCAGUAGAACAUAUCGUCUUGAAAUGCAGAGACAAUAGGUGCGAGGAAGCAUGGAACAUGGCCGGACAGCUAUGGGAAAGAGCACAUGGGAAGGAGAAUUUCAAGAAACCCACAAUUGCCACCAUUGAAGCCAUACCAGUAGUAACCAUAAAAAAGGAUGGGAAGGAAUCCAAGGAGAUGACAGAAAUGUACAAAGUACUAAUAAUGGAGACAGUGUGGGCACUGUGGUGUCAACGGAAAUCGGUACUGGACAAGAUAAACGAUAGGGUAACGAUAGACAUUUUCAAAUUAAAACUGAGCGAUGCAUGGCACGUAGAUAAGGAAAAAACCAAGGCGAAAUGGGGGAAUCUAGUAAGGGAGGAAAACAACGAACUGGUACCCCAAGUAUUGCCCUAA
Messenger RNA from Coprinopsis cinerea okayama7#130, 1839 nucleotides. RefSeq lists its product as hypothetical. The transcript is spliced from 6 exons. The record is from RefSeq and is a predicted model, not a curated record. Gene Ontology annotation, molecular function: nucleic acid binding. NCBI's taxonomy places the organism in Eukaryota, Fungi, Basidiomycota, Agaricomycetes, Agaricales, Psathyrellaceae. The coding region runs from base 1 to 1839 and encodes 612 amino acids.